Manduca sexta (tobacco hornworm) is the source of this 5278-nucleotide messenger RNA. RefSeq lists its product as uncharacterized. Gene Ontology annotation, biological process: tRNA wobble uridine modification. Gene Ontology annotation, molecular function: tRNA binding; S-adenosylmethionine-dependent methyltransferase activity. Gene Ontology annotation, cellular component: cytoplasm; nucleus. The record is from RefSeq and is a predicted model, not a curated record. NCBI's taxonomy places the organism in Eukaryota, Metazoa, Arthropoda, Insecta, Lepidoptera, Sphingidae.
AUGGCAACGCAUCUGGGACGAAUCCAGGUCGCCGGCGGACCUUCACCCCAUUCCCUGGGGCAGUGGCUGCUCACUGUUAUGCACCGAUCGCAGUGCAAUGGCGGUACGGUGAUGGCGGAUGGCGGGGCGGGCGCGGGCGCGGUGGCGGGCGGCGCGGGCGCGGGCGCUGACGCGGAGGCGGGCGAGUCGGCGCGCGCGGCGCGGCGCUCGAGCGAGCCUACGUGCACGACGUGCUGUGGCAACGGCAAAUACCUGAACGUGAAUCCGUCCGUGUUCUGCGUGGGCGGAGACAGAUGCACUAGGCUUGCCUCGCACGCCAGGCAACACAGCAAUGAGGUGGUAGUAUGCGAUAACCUGUGCCUACCCUUCCGCGACGAGUCAUUCGACGCUGUGCUAUCCAUCGCGGUGGUACAUCACUUCGCGACGGUGGAGCGGCGUGCGAUGGCCCUGCGGGAGCUCGCCAGGGUCACCAGGAUCGGCGGGAGGCUGUUGCUCACCGUGUGGGCCAUGGAGCACGAGGGACGAAACUUUCACUCACAAGACGUACUGAUACCCUGGCAUCGACCAGCGACAUUAUGUCCACCAACGCCAGCUCCCAGAUUUCUUUCAGUCGACAACGAUCAUUCACAUUACUCAUACGAAGUUAUUGUCAACAGCGCUGAGCCGUGGAAAAGCCGUGAAGGAUCACCAGGUUCGUCAUCACUCUCGUCUCCCAACGAAACCUGUUAUUCAUUUGUAAGACGAGCACUUCAACGGUUGGCAGGUCGACGGUCCUUCCUACCCUCGUGGAGUUUAGGCCCCAGGGUACCAUCACGGUCCUGCUCACGGCCCGAACCAGCAGCAGCCGACCUCCCAAUCGAACUGCGACGGCUAGACGAGGCAGUUCCACCUCGGUUGGUCACCCAACCAUCUGAAUCAUCGACAAUGAAGUCACGAAGCUUAACUGACAUCGUAGACAUAGAGCGACAUGCUCUAGUCAGGUCCCGAUCAAGUCUACCAAGUCUCGGUGGAGAUGAAUCAUCACCACCACCUCAAGAACCAGCUGCACCUGAAAACACAGAACCGCGUAAAAAACCUCGACUUGUUAAACAGAAAAAGUCUAUAAACGAGGACGACGCUGAAGAAGAUCUCGAUAAACCAACAGAUAUGAAGAGUAUGGUUGAAGAGAUGCCUAACUUUAAAAUACACACUCACAGACUACAAUCAAAAAAGCCUGGCGUAUUUAAACAGACGUCGCUCAACGAAGAGCUGAUGUCUGUAGAAAGAUUAAGGGAAAAAGAGCGCUUAAGGAAAAACAUACAAAAACAAGCCUCACUUAACGAGGAAUACUUAUAUCGACGACAGGGCGCAUUAGAUUCCAUUCGCGACUCAAUAUUUUCCACUUCAGCCACCACCGCAAAGAAGUUCCAAUCCCUGAAAAACGGCCUCACUAGUAAGUUUAAAACGUCUACAACGAAUAUUGAUAAAGUUACUGUGUUCGUGAGAAUGCUUCAGGGUUGGAAGAAUCACGGGCCGGUUCCUGAAGUUCCCACGCCGAGCGAUACUCCUGUCACAAAUGAAAAACCGUAUCCUGAGAGGCGACAUUCAAAAGAAGAUGGAUCAGAUUCUUCGAAAGACAGCAGCCUUCAAAGCGAUACGAGUGUAGAUUCUGAAGACAGUUUCGCGUCUGUUAUUUAUGUGCCUAAAGCGGAUGGAUCGGGAGAUCCGUUGUCACCAACCCCACUUUCUCCAGGACCAACAUCACCUAGAUUAAAAGUUUCAUCAGUUCCAACUUCGCCAAGAAUGAAAAGUUCGCCGGGUCUACCAUCUCCGAGGAUAAAACAAGCAUUUCCAUUAAUCCGGCCUCCUGCAUCACCUAACGCAGUACCAACACCAGCUACUGUUAAUAAGAUACUUGUAGCUCAAUAUAGUUUGAAGAACUACUCUACUUCAAGCUCAGUUGUUGCUGCACCGCUGAAGCCACAAUCGAAAAGUCAACCAAAUUCUCCGCCAAAAUCGGAAUCAGAUGACAAAAUUCUUAAGCCUGAGCCACCGCCGAUAAUAAACACAAACAUGCCUGUUGAGGUAUUCGAAGAGGUUGAUCCAAUACCACCCAUCAAGGAAGAAGAAGAAACAUCCACAGAAGUGACUAAAGAACUGAUCGCCGAAAUCAAUAAAGACAUUGAGGAAAUACAUAAACUGACAGCUGAAACUAAUCAAUUAAAACCACGUGUGGUGUUGCAAGACGUCAAACCUUACCCGAAAAUAACAUUACAAACAGUGGCAGAAUUACCUGAAAUACCACAAUUUAAACCCAAAGAGCCGAAUAAGUCAGCUGCAACUGACGCCUUGGACUCUAGAGCUGCAGAACGAAAACGUAAAGAGAGGAUACGACAAAUAAAAGAAAUGUUAAACAGCGGCGGCAUACCGGCUAUAAACUUGAGUAGAAGGCAACCAUUCCCAAUAGUGCGCAGUACAAACAAAGCGGAACCGAUCGCUAAAAGUCGUCCAACAUUGAUGACUUUAGAGUUGUUCAACCCAGCCACCGAUGACAUGGACAGCGAUUCGAGCGGCGUAUCAUCGCCAGACUCCGUCGAUAGUGUCAUUAGUGUAGUACCUGAAGAAGUGCGGAAAACAGCCUUAGAAAAGUCGCGUUCAACUUCUCCAGCUCCUCAAAGUUUAAUAGAAGCCGCUGCAGAAGUAGCAAACACUUUAGAAGAAGCAUGUGAAACCGUCAUACAAUCAAGUCCAAGAGCUAAAAGGAAACAACUUGAAAAAAUAGAAAGUUCUGAAGCUAUGGCCAUCAUACAAGGAACUUCUAGUAGUAGCAGUAGUAGCAAUUGGAGCCUCAACAAACUGUCACCUGGAGAUUUGAGGAUAUUAGAAGAUAGAUCUAGCACUGGAUCCGAAAAAUCAAUUUCAAAGUCAGAAAGCUUCAAUAGGAUAAUUGCAAACGAACCGCUGGUGACAUGCAAGUCAGAUAUGCUAGCCAAAGAAGAAGAAUGGGUUCAGGAUCAAGACAAGAAUCAUCAGUUAACGGAGUUCGCUGAGAAACUCAGCGAAAAACUGUUACAGGAAAUUGACCAGUAUUCUAAACGUAUUAAUGAAGAGGAUUUCGACCUGCCAAGCAGUAGCAGCAGUGAAAAGAGCAUUUCUCUAAGACUCAAACGGGAAGAAGAAGACAGAAAUACGCAAAAAAUCUUAGACGAACUCUCGGAUAGCUUGCAGCAUUUAGAAGAUCCUUAUAUCAACAAAAUCAACACAGAAAUGCAAGGGUUAAGUAAACUUAGUGCCGAAAUACAAGAGAGGAGCAAAAUAAUCGCAUCGCUAAAUGAUUCACAAGAGACUGAUAUCAGCAAACUGUUUCCUAAAUGCAGCACCAAAGUGAAAAGCAGAAAACGAUCGAAGGACGUCGACCCCAUAAUAAACAAAUACAGGGAACUAAAAAGAACGAUGAAAGUCACUAGUGAUGAGGAUAUAUACCUGAAUAAUUGUGCCAACAUCCAAUACACAGUGAAACCAGUUACUGAAGAAAAGUUACCCGACGUUGAAACUAAGAACCCAGAUGAUGACAGCGCCAUAUCGUCUAGCAACGGCAAUCCAGAAAUUACAAUUGAUUCUGGAGCUUACGAUACGAGUCAAUCAUUAGAAACAGGAUACUCAUUGGAAUCAGAAAUCAGUGUCGAUUCCCUUUGCACAAGCACGGACAAGAGGUCUUCGCUGAAAGUGGGACAGUCGACAGAUUCCAGCGACUUAGACAAAAUGGAAAUAAGUCCUGAAUCCGUCACCUCACGAUCCAGUACGAGUACGGCGCCUCUAAAAUCAGGAUUCUCUAUUGAAUCCAGCGAUACUUCUGCAGGAAGUGACUGGAGUCGCCGCGACAAGACGGGCAGUACAGCGUCUCUUGGCUGCGCGAGUAUAGCAUCACUUCCUUCGUGCAGCGAAUGUUCCAAAGAGAGGAAGUUAUUGGAGACCAGGUCUUCUUCGGAAGACACGGCUACUGUGCCGGUCCCGACCGCCAGGCCUCUGCCCCACGCGCCGCUCCUGCCAUCCCUGAGCGACGGCUCCGACAGCCUGCCCUCAGAAGGUGGCGCGGUCACCUACCACCGAUACUACCACGUCUUCAAACGGGGAGAGCUCGACCAACUCAGAAAGUACGUGGAGAGCCUCCACGUGGUGUCCUCGUACUACGACCAGGCGAGUUGGUGCGUCGUCGCGGAAAAAGUACAAGUGUGGACCAUAUAAUGUGUUUAUGUGCAUUCUUUGUCUUUGCUAAAGUUUCAGGUUCGCUGCUGGUACUUAGGGGCUGAGGGUAUUGUUACGUCUGAUCUCAUAUUCUUACGACACAGUGACACUACCGAAACAGACACUACGUGCAGUGAUUACAUCCAAGUGACCUUCUUGACGUACUCUUAAUGAGCCAGUGUUAAGGACAUUUACAAACUGAUCUUAUAUGAGGUGUUAGCCAUACGCGAAUAUGCCAAAAGCAAAGCUUUUGUUUUUUUAAUAUAUUCUUAGUCAUUAUACUACAUAUUUUACUAGUUGUUAUCUCUAUAAUAAUCUUAAAUAAUCUUUGUCCGCGGCGGAUCGCGGUCGGGGUGGCUCGUGCCGCUAGUACAGUGGUACUGUGUGGAUUGUCAUUGGGACGGAAGCGGCUGCGGUCCGCGGGCGCGUUAGUAUUCGAUGCGAGAUAUUAGUACUCGCAUGAAAUGAAAACUAAGAGCUUUAAAUAGUGAAAAAAAUAAAAAUAUUAUAUAUUAUAUACUUCAAUGGCUCAAUAUUAUAUAAGCUACUCAUAGCUUAUUACUCUACCAUUCAUGUAUACCUACAGAUAAUGUUACUCUUACAUAUUCGGUAUAACGUAUGUAUUCAUACCAUAUUCCAAGACCAAAAUAAUUAGAUAUUAUUGGGGCCAAUUCCAGAGCCGUCAACCUGUAUACAUAGAUCGAGUAUACGUACCUAAACAUUUAGACAACUCUUUUGCGAGCGACUUUAGAACUGGCCUUUUAAAAAUUAUAAAUUAAUGUAAUAUAUUCUAUGACAAUAACAAGGAUAUAGCAAUGAUGUCAUCAAAUUUGUUUUCUAUGAAGUUGUGGAAGUGGUGAGGAUGGAUGCAAGAGUACUAAGUCAGAUUUAAGGGUGCUUGACCGCUAAAGAACUGAAUUAACCAAAAGGUUUACAAAUAUACGUCACGUGGAUCCACAUUGGUUGAUGUUUCUUAACUCUACUUUAAUGGCCAGACACCCUAACCUCUAUGGUAAUCCUAUAAUAUUUAAUCAAGUGUAGGUAGCCAAGGAGU